Messenger RNA from Paramisgurnus dabryanus, 6051 nucleotides. It is a transcript of the gene gnrhr1, whose product is annotated as gonadotropin releasing hormone receptor 1. Gene Ontology annotation, biological process: cellular response to hormone stimulus; G protein-coupled receptor signaling pathway. Gene Ontology annotation, cellular component: plasma membrane. Gene Ontology annotation, molecular function: G protein-coupled receptor activity; protein-hormone receptor activity; peptide binding. The record is from RefSeq and is a predicted model, not a curated record. Lineage: Eukaryota; Metazoa; Chordata; Actinopteri; Cypriniformes; Cobitidae.
CAGUACUGACGCUUGCUUUUAUCCACUGGAUUCUCUUCAGCACUUGGACAGCUCCGCUUCCAAUCAUUCACCAUUUCCACAAUAAGUGCGACUAAAGCUUCAUUGCAGCUUCUUAAAAUAGCACCAGCAUCCCAAAGCCUCAAGCUAUCAAACUUUUCCCCAGGAGAUCAUCGUUACCACACUGAUGAGUGAAUUACCGGUGACUGCGGCAAACUGUAACAGGAGUAUAUGGUGCUGUCAAGAUCACGCAGAGAUGGAGACGACAAAGCUCCGCGUUUUGGACAAGACUUCUCGUGGAUUUACCUGUUUAUCACUUUAGUACUUAUCCCGAUGAUCUCACACCGGACUAUUGAAAACGCUACAUUUUAUCUUGUGAUGCAGCAACAUGUUUAAUAUGUAAAUUAGUUUACAUUGAAGAAAGACUUUUGUUCGUGGACUAAUGUGUACAAAUAGUAAACAUGCCAGCACACAGGAUGCCAGGAAACGUAUCUUUCCUAUCCAUAAGUCCCACACGCAUUUGGGAAAACACCUCUAACGUCUCCCGCCCUCAGUUUCCUCCAGACUGGGAAGCACCAACAUUCACCGUGGCUGCUCGCUUCCGCGUGGCGGCCACCAUGGUGCUCUUUGUCUUUGCAGCCAUCAGCAACCUCUCAGUACUGAUCAGCGUCGCCAGAGGACGAGGACGCCGCCUGGCCUCGCACCUGCGGCCUCUCAUUGCCAGCCUUGCUUCUGCUGACCUGGUCAUGACCUUUGUGGUCAUGCCACUCGAUGCUAUUUGGAAUAUCACGGUGCAGUGGUAUGCUGGUGAUAUCAUGUGCAAGCUCCUGUGCUUUCUGAAGCUCUUUGCCAUGCAUUCCUCUGCGUUUAUCCUGGUGGUGGUGAGUCUGGACAGGCAUCAUGCCAUACUGCACCCGCUGGAGGCUCUAGAUGCUGGUCGCAGGAACAAGAGAAUGCUGCUUGCUGCCUGGAUCCUCAGCGUACUGUUCGCUUCUCCACAGUUGUUCAUCUUCAGAGCAAUUAAAGCUGAAGGAGUCGACUUUGUGCAGUGUGUAACACAUGGAAGCUUUCAGGAGCGCUGGCAGGAAACAGUCUACAACAUGUUCCACUUUGUCACCCUGUAUGUGUUUCCCCUGCUUGUUAUGAGCUUCUGCUAUACUCGAAUACUUGUGGAAAUCAACCGCCAGAUGCCACGCGGUAAAGGAAAGGGUGGGGAACCAUGUCUGAGAUGCAGCGGAACCAAUAUUAUCCCAAAGGCUCGUAUGAAGACCCUAAAGAUGACCAUCAUUAUCGUGGCCUCUUUUGUGGUGUGCUGGACACCGUACUACCUGCUUGGCAUCUGGUACUGGUUCCAGCCUCGCAUGCUGAAGGUGAUGCCGGAAUACAUCCAUCAUGCCCUCUUUGUCUUCGGCAACCUCAACACGUGCUGUGACCCGGUCAUCUACGGUUUCUUCACUCCCUCAUUUCGAGCAGAUAUAGCCAGCUGUUUGUGCCGAAGGAAUCUGAACACCUCUCCUAAAUCACUGGAUAGACUCUCUGCAAGAAGAGGUGGGGCCAGUGGAGAAGCCGAGUCGGACCUUGGAAGUGCUGACCAGCAUAGUGGACAACAAGCAUAAAGGCUAAGAAACCUCAAUGAGUCAAGCCACCAUUUCAUACGCAGAUUUGAUUUUUGUGCCUGACUUGAAUUCUCUGAACUUAAAGAUACAUGAUGAGACUUUUAAUCUGUGUUUAGACCUCUAUACAUGAUGAUGAUGUCACUAUAUUUACAGUAGAAACUGUGCAAGUAUGAGAUUUGUUCAAUUGAAUCCAUUUGAAAUCAGACACAUUGAACAACACAAAGUCUCAGUCUGAGCAUAUAUAAACUGUAUCAGUCUGACAUUCUAGACCUAAGCCUGGAUUUCUUAUAGAGAAAUGUUAGAACAAAUAGCUGCAUGCUUCUGUUCAAAAGUUUAAUGUCACUUGACAAAAAUGUUUUUUUUUAUUACAUUGAAACUCUUAAUCUAAGUCCAAAGACUUAUGUCUGUAUAUGAUUUGCAUGUGUAUAACUUGUACUGAACAUGUGUACACUGUAAAAAAGCUGCACUGUUUUUGACUAGUAUAUAGUUGACAUAACAUAAACAAGUUGAAAAACGUAUGUUUAUAAUACAUUUUACAGUGUACUGAAUCUAAAUCUAAAUCUACGCAAUUUUCUGCUCGUAUGUUACCCAUUUCUGUCUUUUUGCAUGACAGUGUGAACAGCACAAACCAUAUGGAAUCUGAUCUUUUCGAUUCUGAUUUGAGACACUUCCAUAUGGUUUUAAACCAGAUACAGGUCAGAUGUUUUGCAGUGCGACAUCAGUCUGAACAGUCAUAUCAGAAUUCAUGUGACUUUUACGUUAUGCUAGAUUGAUAUGCGUCACAAUUGCGGAAAUAUGCAAUAGUAUCCAAUAGUAUAACGGCAUGUUUUCAGAACCACUUAAAAAAAACAACUUAAAAACAUUCAAGACAUAAAAUAUUAAGCUUCUGUUGCACAUUCCCUUAUACACAAAAGCCCCUUGUCCAGAUGACCAACCCACACGUAACCUGGGAGCAGACUGCCUCUGCUCGUAUGCUCUCGUAUUGCCCUGCAUGUUAAUUUCCAGCGGAGGCUUGCGGAUGUCCACCUAUUUAUUUUCUCUCAGUUUAUUUUGAACUUGAGUUUGAGUGUGUGCGUUGCCACUCCCCUGCUUCAUCAACUCAGCACGCCUGAAAAGUGAUUUUUACUAAAAGAGCAGCACGAGUCUAAUUUGUGUUUUUGUGGAGACAGCCAUUCUUUGGUGUCGCGGCAGAGUGCAUCUUUUUAAAGAUGUAAUUUCGUCAAUGUGGUUCUGGAUGUGGCAAGUACAUGGGUCCUAAGGAUGGUGUUCAUGGGGGGUUCAUGUAAUCAUUGCGAGAAAAUUAUCCUCGUGGAUUUUCGGAGACGGGUGUCGUACCUUUGGGAACAUCACCUCCCCCUUCCAUUGUCUAGCUCCGCCAGCAUCGGCAAGGCUUCGCAUUAUGGUCAGCUGGUGCAUCCUCUGACUCUCAGCACUGUGCCACAGUCCCGCAGCUCAUGUUCUACGACGCCUCUGCCCUCUGUCGGUACUCCUAACGAAGACUUGGUAUCUGUCACUGCAUCAGGAGGGCAUCUAUUUCAGAUGCCAACACUGUUCCGCUCCCUCCUUCGGGUAGGGUUGCAGAGCCUGUGUUCGACCCUGAGAUGGCGGCCAUGCCCCCUCAGGUGGCGGCGUUUGGAUUGGUGUGGACUCAACCUCCCCCACCCGAACCAUCCCGCCUCGAUGACUGGUACUUUAGAGCUGCUCAGGCAUCUCAACCCUCACCUCCCGUUCAAUUCUUCCCCAAGGUGCAUGAUGAGCUGACUCAGUUGUGGAAAACCCUGUUUGCCUCUCGCAACUGGCCUUUUCAGCCAUUACCCCUCACCACUCUCAACAGCUAAGGGUUACGCUGGGAUCCCAACAGUGGGGGGCCCGGUUGCGAUGCAACUGUGUCCAGCCGGUGCCGCUGCCUCUUGGAGGGACCAACCCUUUCCUUACGGGUCUGCAAGCAGUUGUCCGGUCUAGACUUGUGGGGAGGCAGACUCUUCCCAGUAUGUUAGGCUAAGGCUCUAAGGGAUCUGCACAAGGGUGGUCACGAUUCGGCUGUCUUCUUGGAGCUCCGUGCGGCCAUCUCUGGCUGUGCCUGGCAGACAUGAAGGAGGUCGUCAAAAACCAGCUCCUGCCCACUACCCGAGGUGGAAAAUGAAAGUCCAAGCGGCCCUGAGAUGGGCGACCUAGAGAUGGAAGGGAUCGCCCUUUGGGAGAUGGUGAAGGCACCACUUCCCCGGGAGGAGGGCUGGGUGGGGAAUCCUUGGUUACAGUUAAUUUCUGGUAUCCACAAAACUACAAAAAGAGUGAAUUCCCCUUUCUUCUUCAGGUCUCCAGAGGAACCCAGGAGCUACAACCUGUCUUAAAACUGCCAUCCUCCCCUUCCUCUAUCGCCAGCGGGUGUGUCAAGCAGCUUGGGUACCCUGCAUCAGAGUUCCACCUGCCCAUUCAUCCAUCAGUGGAGCCAGGUGAGUGCUGCACAACACCUCUAUUUGUGUAGCGUUGAAACAGGUCUCCAGGGAUGUUGUUGUAUGCACAGAUGCCUCUGCCACGUGGUGGGGGGCCACACACAACGGGCUUGCAGUCUCAGGGGUAUCAACUACCUCGAGUUGUGGGAUGUAUAUCUUGCUCUUGGUCAUCUCGUCAAUGGGCUUCCAGGGAAGGAUGUAUUAGUUUGCUUUGGAGUCAGAAGAACCUGAAGUCCCUUUGUGCUGUUUACAUCCCGGGAAUGCUCAAUGUAACGUCAGACACAAUCCCACGAGCGGCGUGCCCCACGAAUGGCGACUCCACCCUCAGUCGGUCCAGCUGAUUUGGAAGCGUUUCAGCAGGGCACAGAUCAAUCUGCUUGCCUCCCCAGAGACAACCUAUUGUCACCUGUUUUAUUCACUAACUGAUGGUUCACUCACAGUGGAUGUUCCCAGAACUCCUUGUGAUAGCCCCCUGGUGGAUUCCCUUGUGGAAGGACCCUUUUUCUCAAGGAGGGGGCACAAUAUGGCACCCGCAUCCCAACCUGUAGAACCUCAAUAUGUGGUCUAUGGAUGGGACCCGGAGGUUCUAAGCAAUUUACCGCAAGAGGUAUCUAACACUGUUGCGUCUCUGUCAAGUUAAUUUGACCACUCAGAGACUUCGAUGUAGGGAACCUAUUGGUUGUUUCCUAUUAUAUAUGCAACUCAGUACAACCUCCUUGGAGGGUGGCUUCCGCGGCAUUUGCUAGUUCCGCCCAGAUGGGUUCACUUCCCAGUUUGCCUAAUUCACUACCGUGGGUUAAGGAAGGGAACGUCUCGGUUAUGUAUGUGACCCUCGUCACGUCCCGUCACCAUGGUUCUGCUGUGCCAUUGCUGAUUCCGGCCAGGCACAGGUUGAUCGGCUUUCUCAGCAAAUAAAGCUGAUUUGGUUUUGCACCUGCUGCUCGUUUUAUACUCGAGUGGCUGGGCUGCACCAGCAGAUGCAAAUACCUGCAUGCCAAGUUAAUUGCUGCUUUAGUAGGUCCCAUGAAGCACUUUCCCAAUACGUCAGUCACGACGUGACAUCUCCAUUCUCUUCCUUCAGGGAAUGAGGGUUACAUACGUAAUCGAGUCAUUUUUUUUGCGCAUGCAAUGCAGUUCAAGACCAAGACCAGUUCACACAGGUGUCUGAUUUUAGCCACAUAAUGUGAACAGUCAAACAAAAAAAUCGGAUCUGAGCAAAGAAUCAGAAUUGAGCACUUAUGUUUGCAGUCUGGACAUAGUCAUCUAAGUCUGGAUGCUUGAUAUACAGUAAUUUAUGUAGAAACAAAUAUAUUUGUCCAGAAUAUUGAAUUACUGCUCAAUUCAAAACUUGUUGCUAAAAUGUCCAGAGUAAUUUUUUGCUGAUUCUACACAAUGUGCUACUUUAAAGAUGCUUAAAUAUAGUUUUGAUUUAUUGUAGAUAAAUUAUAGUUUUUUUAUUCACAACACAAUUCCCAUACACUGUAAAAAUGCAAUGAUCAGUAAGUCAUAGUUAUGUUUUUAUGUUUAACUUAAGAAAUUAAGUUGAACAGUUUCUACUUGCAGCUUUUUUACAGUGUUAGUGUCAUUCCAUAUAGUUUUAAUAGGUUUACUAUUAUUCUAAAAUGUCUGAAAAACAUUAGUAAAAAAUGAGUAACUGAUUCAAAACUUUUAAACGUCUAUAUCACCAAAUAGCACAGUGUCUCAUUAAACGAAUGUAAGCUAUUUGCCUGUCUGGAACAGGAAAACAUACACAGUGCCUCAUUUAUAGUCCAGUGCACACAUUAGAAAUUCAUUGACAAGGAUCUCUAAUUAAUUACAGCUCAGAGUUCAGAGCGACAACACAAACUAAUAGCUUCUCUGCCGCUACGCUUAUGUAUCAUAUCCUCUCCCGCUUCAGGUUUUGGAAUGUCGCCUAAUGUUAUUUAAAACUGCCUUAGCAAAAUUCCUUUUAAAGAAAUGUAAAUGUUGUGUUUAUCUGUGAAAGC